This is a messenger RNA of Encephalitozoon romaleae SJ-2008, 633 nucleotides long. Its product is annotated as D-ribulose 5 phosphate 3 epimerase. NCBI's taxonomy places the organism in Eukaryota, Fungi, Microsporidia, Unikaryonidae. Bases 1 to 633 code for a protein of 210 amino acids. Gene Ontology annotation, molecular function: metal ion binding; D-ribulose-phosphate 3-epimerase activity. Gene Ontology annotation, cellular component: cytosol. The transcript has a single exon. Gene Ontology annotation, biological process: carbohydrate metabolic process; pentose-phosphate shunt, non-oxidative branch. The record is from RefSeq and is a predicted model, not a curated record.
AUGUUAAAAAGGAGAGUGGGCAUAAGCAUAUUAGACUGUAACUUUGCUAAGCUGGAGGAAGAGCUAAGAGAACUAAAGGCGAAUGGAGCUACAAACAUUCAUUUGGACGUCAUGGAUACAACCUUUGUCAAGAACAUCACUUUUGGACCUUGUAUAAUCAAUAGGAUUCUUGAACAUGAUUUUGUGUUUGACAUACACAUGAUGGUUGAGUCCCCACUGGACAUUGUUAUGCAGAUAGACCUAGAGAGGGUGUUUCUGGUGACAAUUCAUCAUGAGAUAAGUAAUAAAGUAGGCGUUAGGGAAUAUUUGAAGCAGAGGAAUGUAUUAUUUGGGAUUGCAAUCAAUCCCGAGACGAGAAUGGAAGAGAUUGAGAUGGAGGAUGCAGACUUUAUCCUUGUAAUGAGUGUUAGGCCAGGGUUUGGAGGGCAGAAGUUCCAGGAAAGUUGUUUAGCAAAGAUAAGAGAUAUUCAAAAACACGGGAAGAUAAUUGGGAUUGAUGGAGGAAUAGGAAUGGCCAAUAUUGAGAAGGUUGUUGGGGUUGACUAUGUUGUAAUAGGGUCUGGAUAUUUUAGAUCUGAAGAUAGAAGAGGAUUUCUUCGUGAAAUCACGGAGAAGUUCCUUGGAGAGUUUUAG